AUGGUAGCUUGCCUUGGUGAUGAUCCACUGAGCCUUGGAGCCAUUCUGCCCAAGCGGAUCAGGCUCCUCCUGUCCAUCUCCAAGUGCAAGCGCGACAUGAUGUGCGAUGUCGCCAACUCGCUGGACGUGAGCAGCAACCUGUGGCCGUCUGCGCUUGACGAGAGCAAGGCACGGGACAGCGCCCCUGAUCCGUAG
Molecule: messenger RNA, 195 nt
Organism: Symbiodinium sp. CCMP2456
Lineage: Eukaryota; Dinophyceae; Suessiales; Symbiodiniaceae
Source: the annotation of a GenBank genome assembly